AUGCGUUCCCAAUUUAUUCUCGUACUUGUUGUUGGUCUUCUAGCAUCGACUUAUGGUUAUCAUCUUUCUGAUGAGAAAAAACGUUCGAUUGAAAGCGAACCUCGUCUUUUUCAGUUUCUCGAAGAUUUCUAUGCUCAAGUUGUCUAUAAACCACUGAAUCACAUUGUUCAAAACGUGGCUCUGUUGGGUGCACAAGUUUUAGCUGGUAUAUCUCAAACUGGUAUUCCUGCUCCUGGUGGUCGCACAAUUCAUCUAUCUGAUCGUGAACUUCGAAAUAUCUUUGAUGAUUUAUGGACCAAUGUUGUAAAACCACCUCUUGAAAAUGCCAUUCAAGGACUUUCACUCAUGGCUGCUCAAGUUCUCGCUGGUGUUGGUACCAAUGGUAUUAACUUGUCGAAUAUUUUUGGUAAACGUGAUUUAACUGAAGAAGAAGCACGUUUUCUUGAUUCAUUUGCUAAUGCAAUGCAAAAUGUUUUCUCCCAAGUUCUUCAAAAACCAUUAGAACAGGCUGUGCAAUCUGGUGCUUUGAUGUUAGCUCAAGUUCUCGCUGGUGUUGGUACCAAUGGUAUUAAUUUAUCAAAUAUUUUUGGUAAACGUGAUUUAACUGAAGAAGAAGCACGUUUUCUUGAUUCAUUGGCUAAUACAAUGCAAAAUGUUUUCUCCCAAGUUCUUCAAAAACCAUUAGAACAGGCUAUGCAAUCUGGUGCUUUGAUGUUAGCUCAAGUUCUUGCUGGUGUUGGUACCAAUGGUAUUAGUUUAUCAAAUAUUUUUGGUAAACGUGAUUUAACUGAAGAAGAAGCACGUUUUCUUGAUUCAUUGGCUAAUACAAUGCAAAAUGUUUUCUCCCAAGUUCUUCAAAAACCAUUAGAACAGGCU
This is a messenger RNA of Rotaria sp. Silwood2, 876 nucleotides long. NCBI's taxonomy places the organism in Eukaryota, Metazoa, Rotifera, Eurotatoria, Philodinida, Philodinidae. The record is from the annotation of a GenBank genome assembly.